CACCGUCUGGAACAUGUUCUUUCACAUGAAAAUUGACGAGGAGUGUCACAGAACGCUGGCCACGCAAUGCCAGAAGUUGCUCGACGUCGGAGAAACACUGGAGGACUGGGCAAGAUCGUCCUGUGGCGAGUUCAUCCGCUUUGGCACACAAUACACUCUAGCCGAAGUUCGGCGCCAUUGGAUGUUGUACAUUGGCAUGGUCAACUUGCCUGAGGCCCGUCUGCAGCCGAUCCGUGCCAUCUUCUCAUCCAUUGCGCAGUCAAACUCUACCGGAACAAUCAUCAGUCCCGCUCGUUCAGCAGGCCUCUUCCUCUCAGACGCGAUCUUCGUCUGUUCUGAAACGUUCCAAUACUAUUGGAAGACUGGAACAACUUCCUCGCGGGUCGCUGAGUUUCUGAACCCCACUUUUGC
Mycena citricolor is the source of this 411-nucleotide messenger RNA. The record is from the annotation of a GenBank genome assembly. NCBI's taxonomy places the organism in Eukaryota, Fungi, Basidiomycota, Agaricomycetes, Agaricales, Mycenaceae.